AUGCACAGCUUCCCCGGGCAUAAGAGACGGGAAUGGCCUCUGUCUUCCUUCUGGCUCCUCUGCUCAGAGACCCAAGUGUCCACCUUCUUCAGAGAGUCCUAUUCCCCCGGCUCCCUGAGACCAGAAGGCAUGAGGCAGCUCCACACGCUGGCCCUCUUCUUUCUCCUCCUUCAGUUUGGAACAAAGAAGGCAGAGUCAACUAGAGCUUGUGGCCAGCCCCGAAUGCUGAACCGAAUGGUAGGAGGUGAGAAUGCCCAAGAGAGGGAAUGGCCCUGGCAGGUCAGCAUCCAGAGGAAUGGAACCCACUUCUGCGGAGGAAGCCUUAUAACGGAUCAGUGGGUAUUGACAGCAGCUCAUUGCUUCUCUAAUACUUCAGAAACUUUCCUGUACAAGGUUCUACUAGGGGCCCGGCAGCUGGUGAAUCCUGGGCCUCAUGCCAUGUAUGCUCAAGUAAAGAGGGUGGAAAGCAAUCCCCAGUAUCAGGGCAUGGCCUCCAGUGCUGACGUGGCCCUGGUCCAACUGGAGGCUCCAGUGACCUUCACUGACUACAUCUUGCCUGUGUGCAUUCCCAGCCCUGAGGUCAAGUUUGAGGCGGGGAUGAACUGUUGGGUCACAGGCUGGGGCAGUCCCAGUGAGCAAGAUAACCUGCCCAGCCCCCAAAUUCUACAGAAGUUGGCUGUUCCCAUCAUUGACAGACGGAAGUGCAACAUCCUCUAUAACAAGGACUCAGAGCAUGGAGUGUUACCCAAAACCAUCCAAGACGACAUGUUGUGUGCUGGUUAUGCAGAGGGGAAGAAAGAUGCCUGCAAGGGCGACUCCGGGGGACCCCUGGUUUGCCACAUUGGUCAUUCUUGGCUCCAGGCUGGAGUGAUCAGCUGGGGAGAAGGCUGUGCCCGCCGCAACCGCCCAGGAGUCUACAUCCGAGUUGCUUCCCACCAUGCCUGGAUCCACAGGAUCAUCCCAGAACUGCAGUUCAAAUCUGGCCCCGACAGGAAGAGGGGGCCCCGGGGCCAAGAGACCUUCAAGAUAAGCUAUGCUCCUGGCCUUGUGGCCCACACCCUGCUACUCGGCCUCACUGUUCUGCUUACCUUUUGA
Molecule: messenger RNA, 1095 nt
Organism: Trichosurus vulpecula (common brushtail)
Lineage: Eukaryota; Metazoa; Chordata; Mammalia; Diprotodontia; Phalangeridae
Product: serine protease 27-like
Exons: 8
Coding region: 1-1095 (364 amino acids)
Biological process (GO): proteolysis
Molecular function (GO): serine-type endopeptidase activity
Source: RefSeq, a predicted model, not a curated record